Nannospalax galili (Upper Galilee mountains blind mole rat) is the source of this 2283-nucleotide messenger RNA. RefSeq names its product cyclic nucleotide gated channel subunit alpha 2 (gene Cnga2). Gene Ontology annotation, cellular component: plasma membrane; intracellular cyclic nucleotide activated cation channel complex. The record is from RefSeq and is a predicted model, not a curated record. NCBI's taxonomy places the organism in Eukaryota, Metazoa, Chordata, Mammalia, Rodentia, Spalacidae. Gene Ontology annotation, molecular function: cGMP binding; protein-containing complex binding; intracellularly cGMP-activated cation channel activity. Gene Ontology annotation, biological process: monoatomic cation transmembrane transport. The transcript has 6 exons. Bases 15 to 2009 code for a protein of 664 amino acids.
GAUGUACAUGGAGGAUGACUGAAAAAGCCAAUGGUGUGAAGAGCUCACCAGCUAAUAACCACAACCACCAUCCUCCCCCUGCUAUCAAGGCCAAUGGCAAAGAUGACCACAGGACAGGAAGUAGGCCACAGUCUGCGGCUGAUGAUGAUACUUCCUCAGAACUGCAAAGGCUGGCAGAGAUGGAUACCCCACGGAGGGGGAGGGGUGGCUUCCGAAGGAUCGUCCGCCUGGUGGGGGUCAUCAGAGACUGGGCCAACAAGAAUUUCCGUGAGAAGGAACCAAGACCUGAUUCAUUUCUAGAGCGUUUCCGUGGGCCUGAGCUCCAGACCGUGACGACACAGCAGGGGGAAGGCAAAGGCGACAAGGACGGCGAUGGAAAGGGCACCAAGAAGAAAUUUGAACUGUUCGUCUUGGAUCCAGCUGGGGACUGGUACUACCGCUGGUUGUUUGUCAUUGCCAUGCCUGUCCUUUACAACUGGUGCCUGCUGGUGGCUAGAGCCUGCUUCAGUGACCUCCAGAGAAACUAUUUUGUGGUAUGGCUGGUGCUGGACUACUUCUCAGAUAUGGUCUACAUUGCAGACCUCUUCAUCCGAUUGCGUACAGGCUUCUUAGAGCAGGGACUUCUGGUCAAAGAUCCCAAGAAACUGCGAGACAGCUACAUCCAUACCCUGCAGUUCAAGCUAGAUGUGGCUUCCAUCAUACCCACCGACCUCAUCUAUUUUGCUGUGGGCAUUCACAGCCCUGAGGUACGCUUCAACCGCCUGUUGCACUUCGCCCGCAUGUUUGAGUUCUUUGACCGCACUGAGACACGCACCAGCUACCCCAACAUCUUCCGAAUCAGCAACCUGGUACUCUACAUCUUGGUCAUUAUUCAUUGGAAUGCUUGUAUCUACUAUGCCAUCUCCAAGUCCAUAGGCUUUGGGGUUGACACCUGGGUUUACCCCAAUAUCACUGACCCAGAGUAUGGCUACCUGGCUAGGGAGUACAUCUAUUGUCUUUACUGGUCCACACUGACCCUCACCACCAUUGGGGAGACACCACCACCUGUAAAGGAUGAGGAGUACCUAUUUGUUAUCUUUGACUUCCUGAUCGGUGUUCUCAUCUUUGCCACCAUUGUGGGUAACGUGGGCUCCAUGAUCUCCAACAUGAAUGCCACACGAGCAGAGUUCCAGGCCAAGAUCGAUGCCGUCAAACACUACAUGCAGUUCCGCAAGGUCAGCAAAGAGAUGGAAGCCAAGGUCAUUAAGUGGUUUGAUUACCUGUGGACCAAUAAGAAAACAGUAGAUGAACGGGAAGUUCUCAAGAACCUGCCAGCGAAGCUCAGGGCUGAGAUAGCCAUCAAUGUCCACCUAUCCACUCUCAAGAAGGUGCGUAUCUUCCAGGAUUGUGAGGCUGGCCUGCUGGUAGAGCUGGUACUGAAGCUUCGACCUCAGGUCUUUAGCCCCGGAGAUUACAUUUGCCGUAAGGGGGACAUUGGCAAGGAGAUGUACAUCAUCAAGGAGGGCAAGUUGGCAGUGGUAGCUGACGAUGGUGUGACUCAGUAUGCCUUGCUCUCAGCUGGGAGUUGCUUUGGAGAGAUCAGUAUCCUUAACAUUAAGGGCAGCAAAAUGGGCAAUCGGCGCACAGCCAAUAUCCGUAGCUUGGGCUACUCAGAUCUCUUCUGCUUGUCCAAGGAUGACCUUAUGGAAGCAGUGACUGAGUACCCAGAUGCCAAGAAGGUCUUAGAAGAGCGGGGUCGGGAGAUCCUGAUGAAGGAGGGGCUCCUGGAUGAGAAUGAAGUGGCAGCCAGCAUGGAGGUGGACGUGCAGGAGAAGCUGGAGCAGCUGGAGACGAACAUGGAGACCUUGUACACUCGCUUUGGCCGCCUGCUGGCAGAGUACACCGGAGCCCAGCAGAAGCUCAAGCAGCGCAUCACAGUGCUGGAGAUUAAGAUGAAACAGAACCACGAGGACGAUUACCUAUCUGAUGGGAUAAACACCCCCGAGCCAGCUGCUGCUGAGCGGCCAUAGGCGCCUCUCCAGCCUUGCUUUGACCCCAGGAGCUAGAAGUGUUGUAUAGAUCUCCACAUUUACAUGCAUUAUUCUCAUAUCCCUCUGAAGUCUCCUCAAGGCCUUGCUGAGGCAUAGGGUUUUGGUCUCAACAUCUUGAAGCUCCCCUUUAAGUGUAGCCAAUGGCCAACCCGCGGAUAGUGCAGAUCAUGAGGGCUGGGCUUCCAGGAGCUUCAGCCUGCCUGUGUCUGAGAAGGAAUGUGGGGACAGCUAAAUUGUUCUUCAGGGGUCUGUC